This is a messenger RNA of Paramormyrops kingsleyae, 1530 nucleotides long. RefSeq names its product mediator complex subunit 27 (gene med27). Gene Ontology annotation, biological process: regulation of transcription by RNA polymerase II. Lineage: Eukaryota; Metazoa; Chordata; Actinopteri; Osteoglossiformes; Mormyridae. Gene Ontology annotation, molecular function: transcription coactivator activity. Gene Ontology annotation, cellular component: mediator complex. The record is from RefSeq and is a predicted model, not a curated record.
UCUUUGUAAACCUUUGACCUCGCCGAUGAGUAGCGACGUAUGGAAAAUGGCGGAGGUGAUGAACGUUGGUGUGAAUUUAGAGGCUUUUUCUCAAGCAAUAAGUGCAAUUCAGGCCCUUCGUUCUAGUGUAACUCGAGUGUUUGAUUCUUUGAAAGAUGGGAUGAAAAAUAAAGAGACUCUUGAAGGGCGAGAAAAAGUUUUUACCACUGAAUUUCAAGAUAAUCUGCAGUCGGUGAACCGAGACCUUAAUGAGUUGGAACGUCUUAGCAACCUGGUUGGUAGACCUUCAGAAAGCCAUCCCCUUCACAACAGUGGUCUGCUGAGUUUAGAUCCAGUUCAGGAUAAGACCCCUCUCUAUAGCCAGCUACUACAGGCAUACAAGUGGUCCAAUAAGUUGCAGUACCAUGCUGGCCUGGCAUCUAGCCUGCUAAACCAGCAAUCCCUCAAGCGUUCUGCUAAUCAAAUGGGAGCAUCUGCCAAGAGGCGGCCUAAAGUCCAACCAAGUGCCCUUGCCUUGCCUCCACAGUAUGUGGAUGAUGUUAUAUCAAGGAUUGGCAGAAUGUUUCCUGAUAUGACUAUUGAACUCUCCAGACCUAAUGGGACAUCAGCAGUGCUUCUGGUGACUCUAGGUAAAGUGCUGAAAGCCAUUCUGGUGAUGCGAAGUUUGUUUAUAGAUCGGACCAUUGUGAGGGCAUUCAAUGAGAAUGUGUACUCUGAGGAUGGCAAGUUGGACAUCUGGUCAAAGUCGAGCUAUCAAGUCUUUCAGAAGGUUACAGAUCAUGCCACUACUGCCCUACUACACUAUCAGCUUCCCCAAAUGCCUGAUGUGGUGGUACGUUCCUUCAUGACCUGGCUAAGAAGCUACAUCAAGCUUUUCCAGACACCAUGUCAGCGCUGUGGAAGAUUCUUGCAGGAUGGACUACCACCAACUUGGAGGGACUUCCGCACUCUGGAGGCUUCCCAUGAAACAUGCAGACAGUGAGGGCCUCUGGGCUCUUGUAGAAUGAUAAGGAGUAUUACCUGUCCAAGUUUUGUAUGGUCAUAUACUAUCAGUCAGCCAGAAUGUACCAAUUUAAUGGUCAAGGACUCUAUUGUAAUGAAGUUAUAUAUGUUAAAUGAUGGACUGUGUAAACAGAACUUAUUUGAAUAAUUGUAAUGAGUGGUUAGUGGUUUAUUCAGCAAGUCCCAUGUGGUUUAAUCUUGAUGAAUUCAAGAUUUUUUAAACGGCUCAGUUCUGGUCUAGUGCUGCAGCUCAUUUUGCAGAUUUGUAUUUUGUUUCUUCAUUUUUGUUUCUUCCUGUAUUUAAAUUGCUUUGACUUGCUCCAUAAGUGUAAUUUAAAAUAUUUAAAAAUUGGUUAAAAAAAGUUGCUUAAAGUCCUUAAAUGAUCCAGGAAUAAUCCGCAAUCUGAACGACAAUAGUAGGGAAGUUUGCUGUAGAAAACGUUAGUGUAAAAAUUUGUAUCUUGUAUUUGUAAUUUUUACUGUAAAUGCUUGUUGAAAGUCAUUAUAAAGUAGUUUAAUACUUGCUUA